Molecule: messenger RNA, 803 nt
Organism: Lacerta agilis (Sand lizard)
Lineage: Eukaryota; Metazoa; Chordata; Lepidosauria; Squamata; Lacertidae
Gene: KCNE1
Product: potassium voltage-gated channel subfamily E regulatory subunit 1
Exons: 2
Coding region: 342-722 (126 amino acids)
Biological process (GO): regulation of ventricular cardiac muscle cell membrane repolarization; membrane repolarization during action potential; negative regulation of delayed rectifier potassium channel activity
Cellular component (GO): membrane
Molecular function (GO): voltage-gated potassium channel activity involved in ventricular cardiac muscle cell action potential repolarization; transmembrane transporter binding; potassium channel regulator activity
Source: RefSeq, a predicted model, not a curated record
UAGUCACAUGCACAAACAAACACCUGAAUUUAAUGCAUAUGCUUGAGGCAGAUACAAAACUUUGCCUUUGCAUGCCCAAUUUGGAAGAACUGGUUCUCUCUGUCUGCGUCCCCCACCUCACAUAUGCCCUAAGCCACAUAGUGUUUAAUCACUCAACAGUGAACUAAUAUAGAUAUAUUUAUACUUUGUGUGAUUUCAGUGCUCAUGAAAACUGCACCAGUGCAUUUCCUGUGCCAUGAAUCACCAGCCUGCCGUUUUCCUACACUACAGAUCUCCAGUCAAAAUAAUCCCUUUACUCAUCCCAAAAAUCAGAAUUUAAGGAAGAAGUUCUUUGCAGGACAAUGGCACUGGUGUCCAACAACACAGCAUUAAACUACCUCCUUUCAAAACUGAUAGAAGACUAUGAAAGCAAACCCAGCCACCCUACAGUUGCACCAGUCGUUGCAACAAAUGACCAUCUGGAAGUCAUUUACAUACUCCUAUUGCUUGGCUUCUUUGGCUUCUUCACAUUUGGAAUAAUGAUGAGCUACAUCCGCUCCAAAAAGCUUGAACAUUCAAAUGACCCAUACAAUGUGUACAUUGCCACAGACAUUUGGCGGAAGAGGGACAAGGCCAGCUUGAAAGCCAAGGUGAUGGAAAAUUAUAAAUCAAGCUUCGUCUUGGAAAACCAGCAUGCUGUAGAACAGCCCACCAGUCACAUUCCUGAAGUGAACUCUUCCUAACAAAUGGGCAGCUAAUCUUACAAGCAUCAUACUGAAUUUUCCAAAACUAUGAAAGUAAGCAGUUUGUGGCCUAUAUUUACC